UUGGUGACUUUCUUAAAAUAAAUUGUUUGUGUAAUACGAAAAGAGGCAGAAGUGUUUAACCUCGUCUGUUGUGUCUACUAAUUUCCUGCUUGUGUGUUUGGAAUUGACUAUAUCUUAAUUGUUGUUGUUUUUUUCUAUCUGCCGUUGAGAAAAGAAGCCUUGUCAACGGAGCAAGUUUGACUUACUUACUUUCUUCACAUAAUGGCAGCUCCUUUGCUUUUUUGUUAUAACAACUGUAUAUAAAAAUUAAUAUUGGACUACCGGAAACUUUUGUAAACAGGAAAAGAUAAACAAUAGUUUUUCAAAAUUACUGGCAUAGCAUUAAAAAUUCCUGCAAUAUUACCGCAAAUUGGUGAAUGUUUUUCCUGUUUUAACUUAGUUCUUUUACAGUGCUUAAAAAUUUAAAUCGACAAUCACAUACCUAAUUUCCCAACUAUUUUUUUCAAAUUUAAAUUACUUGAGGAAGCCAUAAAAAACAACAAAUAAACUUAACAUUGCCGUGAAUCAAAAACAGUUAAUCUUUAUACAUUCUUGUGAGCCGCAAUAGAAACCAGGUCACCCUUUUGUUGCAUCGAUUACCAAAGCACUCAACAAAUUAACGCUCAUUAGUACUAUGGAUGCGAGUGAACAGGAGGAGAUCCAACUGCUGUCACGAGCUUUUGAAGAAAACGAGAGACGUGAUGAAACAGAAGAACAGGACAGUCUUAUACAGCCAAACAAUUCCACGUUGUUAUCGGCGAAUUGGGCAUCGGUAUUUAUGUGUGGUGAAAUGAUUGGUGCUAGCUCUUUGUCGUUACCUAAAGCAUUACAGAACACAGGUUUCUAUACAGGCCUUGUGAUAUAUGUAAUCAUAACUUGUAUAUCUGGUACAUUUGCGUAUAUUUUAUCUAAAACAUACGCCACUUUAAGACGAGAUGUAAAAGAGUAUCUAAAUGGAGCACACAUAAGGGAUCCCUAUCCGCAGAUUUCUCAUUUCGUGUUGGGACGGAAAGUGCGUUUACUUGUUAUCGGAUGUAUUUUUCUGAGUGAUUUUCUAGGCACGGCAGCGUUGAUUUUAUUACCAGCUGAUAUGAUAGUGAGAUCAUUUGAAAUUAAAAUUUUGCCCAAUCAUUCAGUGAAGCAAAACAUGCGUUUAUGGGUCACCAUAGGAACCAUUGUUAUCACGCCAUUCACUUGGAACGAUCGACCAAAGGAUAAUAAGUUUGUCGGUAUGUUAGCUUUGUGUUCAGCGUUGCUAGGUAACAUUUUAAUCGUUGUCUUGUUCAUACUUGUCGGCGACUUGGGAACGGUGUCAGAACCCAGCAAUAAUCCGGAAAGCGCCACAAAAUACAUUUUAGCGAUUGGAUUGUUACUGACGACCGCAGAUGGUUUUGAUAUUUUACCAAACAUACAAGAAGACAUGCAGAAUGCGAACGAAUAUAAAAAGGUCAUCAUCCGGUCUUACCUGUUGUUUUCUGCGCUCACAAUUCCUGUUAUGGUCGGUGGAUACCUGCUGUUUCAUAAACACCACACAAUGUCAGAAAACCUGAUCAUCGAAUUGGUGCAUGUCGGCAGCUACAUAAAAAAUCCUGCCAGAUUUCUUGCAUUUCGCGUCAUAGCAUAUGCAACGUUAGUUCUGUAUGUCGUUCACAUCAAGAUGUCCACCGUGUUGCAAUUAAAUCCAACCUUUCAAUACAUGGAGAGACUCUUUCCAUGUAGAGAAGGAUUGUGCUGGCAGCGAUGUUUACUACGAAGCACAAUAUUAUUUUUGGUUUUAAUUUUCGUUAUCGCUGCGCCGGAGUUGUUGCCCAUUCUUUCAUUCAAUGGAAGCAUAUUAUAUGUUAUUCUAGGUGUGGUUAUUCCAGGUCUUAUGUACAUUAGAGUAUUUGAUUAUAUAGCUAUCGCCCGAAAGUCGAUGAUUUUAAGUAUCAUGUUAAUUUUUGUCGUGUAUUUAAGCAUAAACUCGUAUUGCAAUAUAAAAGAAAUAUUUGGGAAAAUAACAAUUUAAAACAGUCUCGUUUCUUCGUGUAAUCAAAUAUACUAGUCGGUGGCCCGUGGAAAAAUUCAUGGGUUUGCAUUGUGUGCGUAUUGUUAAUUGCUGUACCAUUUUGCGUGGCAGACAGACUGAUAGACGUAUACGGGUAUCAUAAUGUAAAUUAAACGGUAUCCCGUGGAUAAAUCUACACGUUCACCCGUCCUUUAUAUAUAGCAUUUCGUGUUUCCGUAACACGACUUUUUUCUCGCGCACAAACAGACAGACAGAAUACGGUUGUUAUUAUUAACUAGUCGUUAACCCGUGAAAAUUCCACGGGGUCGUCCGUUCUUUAUAUAUCGCAUAACGUGUUUCCGUAACAAAAAGACAAACAGACACAAGAACAGACAGACGGAAUACGGCUAUUAUUAAAGAGACUAGACGGGAAACCAGGCGUCGAAACGCCGGGGUAAACCACAAGUCGUGAACACCUGUGGAGCGCUCAAUAAGAGCCAUAAACUGUGCUGCACGAUCACGUAAAGCUCUUUAGCCGUUGUAACCCUGUCAUAGCAAAAACAAUUGGUCAAUAUUAUUUUAUUUUGUGUAAUAAAAUUUUUAAAAGUUUAAAAAUUAAUCGUAACA
Hydractinia symbiolongicarpus is the source of this 2593-nucleotide messenger RNA. RefSeq lists its product as uncharacterized. Gene Ontology annotation, molecular function: amino acid transmembrane transporter activity. Gene Ontology annotation, biological process: amino acid transmembrane transport. The transcript has 3 exons. The coding region runs from base 614 to 1987 and encodes 457 amino acids. Gene Ontology annotation, cellular component: vacuolar membrane. The record is from RefSeq and is a predicted model, not a curated record. NCBI's taxonomy places the organism in Eukaryota, Metazoa, Cnidaria, Hydrozoa, Anthoathecata, Hydractiniidae.